CAGUUCUGGCCACACAGUUGCAUAUCUGUAAAUUGAUUUAAUAAAUAAAUACUGACACAUGGAAGGUUUUAUCUGUGCAGAUAACAAGAACUACAAGGGAUGGGAAAACCAGGCAGAGUGAACCAAACCACUGUUUCAGACUUCCUCCAUCUAGGACUCUCUGAGCGGCCAGAGGAGCAGCCUCUUCUGUUUGACAUCUUCCUUGGCAUGUACCUAGUCACCAUGGUGGAAAACCUGCUCAUCAUCCUGGCCAUCAGCUCUGACCCACACCUUCAAACUCCCAUGUACUUCUUUCUGGCCAACCUAUCAUUAACUGAUGCCUGUUUCACUACUGCCUCAAUCCCCAAAAUGCUGGCCAACAUUCAUACCCAGAGUCAGACCAUCUCCUAUUCUGGGUGUCUUGCACAACUAUAUUUCCUCCUUAUGUUUGGUGGCCUUGACAACUGCCUGCUGGCUGUGAUGGCAUAUGAUCGCUAUGUGGCCAUCUGCCAGCCACUCUAUUAUAGCACAGCUAUGAGUCCCCAGCUCUGUGCACUAAUGCUGGGUAUGUGCUGGGUGCUAACCAACUGUCCUGCCCUGAUGCACACACUGCUGCUGACCCGUGUGGGUUUCUGUGCCCAGAAAGCCAUCCCCCACUUCUACUGUGAUCCCAGUGCUCUCCUGAAGCUUGCCUGUACAGAUACCCAUGUAAACGAGCUGAUGAUCAUCACCAUGGGCUUGCUGUUCCUCGCUGUUCCCCUCCUGCUGAUCGUCUUCUCCUAUGUCCGCAUUUCCUGGGCUGUGUUUGGCAUCUCAUCUCCUGGAGGGCAAUGGAAGGCCUUCUCUACCUGUGGUUCUCAUCUCACGGUGGUUCUUCUCUUCUAUGGGUCUCUUAUGGGUGUGUAUUUACUUCCUCCAUCAACUUACUCUACAGAGAGAGAAAGAAGGGCUGCUGUCCUCUACAUGGUGAUUAUUCCCAUGCUAAACCCAUUCAUUUAUAGCUUAAGGAACAGAGACAUGAAGGAGGCUUUGUGGAAACUUUUUGGCAGUGGGAAGACAUUACUUUCAUGAUAAGAUAUCUAGAUGAUGAUGUCUAAUCUUGAUCAACUCCUACUUGUUUUACAUCACUUUGGUAUUUCUACUACUGGCAUAUUGAUAUUAGGGGAAGGUUAUCAGUUGAUUCUGAGUUAGGGAUGCAACAAAAACAAUGUUUCAUUCUUUUAUUAGGCUGUGGAAUGCGAUGCUCUGUCUCAGCCUCUUUCCUAACCCCAGUGAGGCAACCAUUACUAACAGAAAAACCGCUAUUCCCCCUCAAACCUCUAAAACCAGCAUAUCAGCUAUAGCGAACAGGGCAUUUGUUAUGAGGCUCUGGAGCCGAGCGAUUCUACCCAGUGAGGCAGGCAUGAAAUGAGGCGAAGGAAUAAGAACACAAACAUUUACUGAGUAUCCACAAUGUUCCUCAUUAUUCCUCAUAUCAGUUUCUUGAGGUAGAAUAGUGAAAACUGUGAAUUAGGAUGUUAAAUAACUUAAUGAGUCAGCUUGAUUCUAGUAUCUACCCCCUUCUAUUUUACCACUUUAUGAAGAUUAUGACAAGGAAGGUGUUAGAGCAUAACUAAGGUUAAUAUUGAAUGAUAGCAACAGGAGAAAAAGAAUUAAAUUAAUAUAUGUUAUGGUAUUCCCUUCUAUUUCAUUCCUUUAACUUAAAUGCACUCUUCUGUUGUAAUAAAUAGAUGAAAUGUAAUCAAUAUGUGCUGUACACCUACUAGUGCCAGUUUUGUAAUCACCACACUGUCCAUUCUCUGAAUUAUUUCAUAAAAUAUUCUAGAAAAAAAAUGACAAAUCAAGCAUGCUGGAAAUUUUUAGGACAAUAAUUUGAUGCAAAGCAAUCUGGUAGAAAUUGGUAUAAGAAGUCACAAAGCUUAACAAUGGUUAUCUUUUUGCAAUGAAAUUAUAAGUUACUAUUUUUCUUCUUUAUAGCUACAUGUUUUGAAACAUGUAGAUAUUUUCCAAAAAAAGAAAUGAAAUUUGAGGGUUGGCACACAAAAAACAUGUUUCAAUGGUAUCUCACAGAGGAAAAGAAGCACUGAAACAGAUCUCUGAGAUCAAGUUCCUCCUGGAUCAAAUUUCUUAAAAAGGAAGGUAUGCCCUUUUGGUGUUGUACAAUAAAUACUGUUUAAGGAUCUUCCUUUAAGGAAAAUCAUGCCCCUGUGUGCACUGCUCUUUGGUCAUUCUAUCUCCCACUUCUGUCUCUUCUUUUUGGAUAGAAGAGAAAGAAUAAUGAGACAACUAGGGAAACUAGACUAGACCAUUUUAGCUUUGAAUUAGGUGACUUGGCCCUGACCACAGCAAUCUACAGCAAUUUCUAGUACCAAGGCAAAGGUUGGAAAAGGCAAGUUUUGUAUUUGUGAAUAAUAUCUCUCUUUUUUGGGAAUAAAUUUCUGACCUCUAAGAUCCCCACCUUUGCCCUCCAUCCAGUCACCCAGCUACAAUAUGCCAUUUACAGUCUAUUUAUAUAUAAAUAUAUUUACUUCAAGAAAUUGGCUCAUGCAAUUAUAUGAGGAUAGUAAGCUUGAAAUUUGUAGGGCAGGCUGA
This is a messenger RNA of Callithrix jacchus (white-tufted-ear marmoset), 2571 nucleotides long. Its product is annotated as olfactory receptor 1N2. Gene Ontology annotation, molecular function: G protein-coupled receptor activity; olfactory receptor activity. Gene Ontology annotation, biological process: G protein-coupled receptor signaling pathway. Gene Ontology annotation, cellular component: membrane. Lineage: Eukaryota; Metazoa; Chordata; Mammalia; Primates; Cebidae. The record is from RefSeq and is a predicted model, not a curated record.